Molecule: messenger RNA, 4640 nt
Organism: Gambusia affinis (western mosquitofish)
Lineage: Eukaryota; Metazoa; Chordata; Actinopteri; Cyprinodontiformes; Poeciliidae
Gene: ogfrl1
Product: opioid growth factor receptor-like 1
Exons: 7
Coding region: 211-1383 (390 amino acids)
Cellular component (GO): membrane
Molecular function (GO): opioid growth factor receptor activity
Source: RefSeq, a predicted model, not a curated record
UUAAGACCUCCCCCUUCCUCUCGGCGGCACUAAUCACCCCCCAUACCGAAACGCGCAUCAUAGCUGCUGAUGUGGAAUUUCCCCCUUUUUUAUGCCGUUUAAAAGCCCCGCACUGAAUCCCCCGCACCGAGGCAGCGUUAAUAUAAACGAUGUAGCGUCCUGUGCAGGCGAAAGGACAAAAAGAGAGGGCAGGAGUUGCAUGUGUUGUCAAUGGGAAACCUGGUGGGCAGCUGGCGUUUCAAGGAGCCGAGCACCGUUGAGGAAUGCGACUCGACGUGGGGAUCGGACUCGGAGAGCGAUGAGCCGACGGCUGAAGACGACAGCGGCAUUUCCGACUCCGUCAGCCCGGCGGAGAGCGAGCGAGCCGCGGGACACGGCGGGGACGCUGCCCUGCAGCUGACUGACUCCCCAGAGUCUGCUCCGAAGAUGAAGAGGAGUUUUUACGCCGCCAGGGAUCUCUACAAAUACCGUCACAGCUACCCGAACUUUAGAAAGUCCCGGCAGCCCAACGAAUAUCGAAAUCUGCGCUUCUACAUGAACAAGAUCCCCCUGGUGCCCGAUGGUAUUUACAUCGAGGAGAUACUUUCAAAGUGGAGAGGCGACUACGACAAACUGGAGCACAAUCACACCUACAUUCAGUGGCUGUUCCCAUUAAGAGAACAAGGGCUCAACUUCUACGCACAUGAACUGACUCAGGAGGAGAUCAAAGAAUUCCAAAGCACUCGGGAAGCAAAGCGGCGGUUCCUGGCGGCCUAUUCCAUGAUGCUGGAUUUUUAUGGCGUCAAACUGCUAGAUAAAAGCGGCAACGUCGCUCGGGCCCCCAACUGGCAGGAACGCUUCCAGCACCUUAAUGAAUCCCACCACAACUACCUGAGGAUCACCCGCAUCCUGAAGUCCCUCGGUGAGCUCGGCUACGAGGCGUUCAAGGCCCCGCUGGUUCGCCUCUUCCUGGAGGAGUCGCUGUGCAGCGGCACGCUUCCCAACAUGCAGCACAGUGUGCUGGAGUACUUCGUCUACACAAUCCGCCUGCCGGCCACGCGGCGUCGCCUGCUUCGGUUCGCUCGCAAGCACUACAGGCCCGCCCACGCCUUCCUCUGGGGGCCACCGUCUAAGAAGGGAGCCUGCGGCGGCGGCGGUGGCGUUGGCGUUGGCGGCGGGAGCAGCGGGAUCAGAGCUCCUGCUCCCACACCGGAGCACCACAGGAGGGGGGAGGAGAACACAGCAAGUAGCCGGAUCAAUGUGUCUUCCCAUGAUGCCAUAAUGUGCCAGGACCUGGUAGGUGGAGGGAUUAAGGGCUUCCCGGACCUCGGUUCUUAUGAGCCCGGGUUGCCGGGGCAGCUGAUGCUUGUUAGCGGGAGAAGAGAGAGGAGUGAGUUCAGCUAGGCUUCUUCCUUCUGAGAGGAAACUGCAAAAACUCAAAAAGUUACCUGGUUUCUACUGAAAAUAUCAGGGGUGCAACAAUUGCUGUUUUCUAGCUGAUCGCCGAUUACAGAUCUUUUAAAAAACCUACUUUGCCGAUUCUGAUUUUGGCUGAUAAUUCAUUUUGUCUGAAAUGUUGCUAAAUAUAGCAAGAGGGAAAGUCACAGAGUUGGUAACAGUGGGGUGACUGUUGUAAACAUGCAGACUUGACCUGGUGGGCCUGUCUGUCUGUCAAAGACAUUUAGACCUUUGCCAAGGUAGAUGAGAUCGGUGUGUAAGAUCGGCUUCUGCGUGAAAAUCAGCCGAUCAGCGAUCUCCCAAAAUUAAGGAGAUCAAAACCAAUAAAUUGGCUGGCCAAUAAAUCGGUGCACUCCUAGAAAAUAUCUUAGUAAACGUGAAAUAAGACAAAACUCAACUUUUCAGCAGAAUACAUGAGCUUGUUUUAAGUAAAUGGUAUUGAUUUAAAGGAAAGUAUUUGUUCUACUGGCAGAUCUUUCACUAAUAAAAUAGGAAAAUGUUUUGUUAUAAAUUAAAUAAUCUCCCAGUAAAAAAAUAAUUAAUAUUGACGCAUUGUUGACUUAAAUCAAGCUCCUACAUCUUGCUGAAAAGCUGCUUUUAAGUUUGUCUUAUUUCAAGUGUACUAAGAUAUUUGCAUUAGAAACUAGACCAAAAAUUCUUGGUCAUUUUUUGUGUUUUUGCAACGUAUAAGAUACUCAAACCCAGGAAGACAUUGGUGAAACAUUUAAACUAGUAAACAUGGGAUUAGAAUCAAUUCAGGUUAUGGGCUUAGAAAUUAAUUGCAAAGCAAGUUACACAUAUUUAGGAUUAUAAUGUCUUUUUUUUAAAUUUAGCUUCUGAUUACUUUUCAAAAUCAUUCAAACCAGACAAUAUAUUACUUCUGUUUAAAGGACGGUACUUUUAGUAAAAGAAACAACGGGGGAGAUGUUUGCCUUGCAUACUGAUUCACUCUGACGCUAACAUGGGAAGGCAAACAUUGUUAAAUAGACAAAUGGACACAGAGGUUUUUUUGUGCUUCUACAUCUUGGGAAAAGACGAGCAAUACUUUGAAAACGUUUUUUAGAUCGACCUAAGAGCCUCAUUUCUGUUGAUAUCAGAUAAAACUGUAUCUACUCUGUGAUUUUUACUGUUUCAGCUGAAAAGGAAAGAGAAAAACGAACCUUUGGGUUGCGAUGCAAAAGAAAAAAUUAAAUAAUUGAAAGGCUUUUAGUGGCAUACAGACUGUAGUUACACUUCUGAAAUGUGAUCCAGUCUAAAUUAAAUCUAACCUCAAGCGUAUAAACAUAUUUAAUAAAAGCAUUUCAGACAUAAAACAGUUUAUAAAUAAUUUGCCUCUCUGUGCUUUAUUAUCCUCCCUGGUACAGAUAUGUAAAAACCCCUUGUAUAAAUUAAUUUCUUUUUUAUUGCAGCAGCAUAAUAUCACACUUAAAUAUAUAGAAGAUUCUAACGUAUAUGAGUGCCUUCAAAAAAAAAAAAAAAGAAAUCAAACAAUUCCAGUUAAAGUCCCUCAGUAGCAAAUAGCAAAAGUUCACAUUUGUGAUGGUAGGAGAGAAAAAUUCUCUAAUGGUUGUCAUGGCAACAUGACGGCAAUAUUUUUAAGGAUAAACCCAGGAACUCAGAUCUUCUUUAUCACAGUUUCGGUUGUGGCCUCUGCCUGCAGAGACGGACAAAUCGAUAUUUUCUGCUUUACUUUGAUGGCAUGUUUUCUCAUCUUUCCCAUUUUGAAGAGCGGCUGAGAGAAAUGGCCCUGUGUGUUCAUUAUAUUCACACCGGGCGGAAACAGGAGGUCAUUGAUUCCUAACUGAAAAGUAAUUGGCAAGAGUAAAACAAUAAAUGAAAAUAAACUCAAUAAUAAAUCAUAGUAAAGAAAAAAGGUUCAGUUCCAUCCAAUUGUUGUGGAUACAUGUGAAGUUUUUCUACAUAAUUAGAUUUUUUGGUGAACAUAUAUUUUAAUACUUUUCAAACAAAAGAUAAAAACAUGCUACUAAAGUAAUGCAGAAUUAUUAUUAUUUUUUUGCAAAUGAAUUCCUAUUCUAUUACUUUUUAAAAUGAAAAACAGAAUUAAACGUGCUACUAAGAAGAUUUGAUGAGGCGCCAAGUUGAAUUUUUGUGCUCCUGGAAUAAAAAUGAGAUAAUAAAUUUUUUUUUACACAUCUCCAUCAAUUGUGAGGUUUAGUGUAGGAGGAUUUAUUCGUUCAUUUGUGACUGAAAACAGAUUCUUUAUCAGCACCACAGGAUGUAUUGUCGUCUAUAAGCCUUUUGUUCUUAAAUCAAAAACAAAAAUACAGUAAAAAUGGAUUUUGACUGAAGUUAUUGUGACUGAAACGUGUAUGUUUGAUGUUUUUGACAAUCUGUCUUCCUGAGUCAAUACACUGUAGGUUUCUCUGAUCUGCUGCACAUCAUAAACACAACACCUGGUCAACUUGUGCCAUAAUUUACCUUCAUGUGAAAACGUGAACUCCAACCUCAUGCGUAGGUUUUUGACCAUGUUUUUAAGCCUGUGAAUUUGACUUUAAAACACUCUUUAGGGCUAAGUUUGAUGCUCUUUUUGCUCAAAUAAAUAAAAAUUUUAAUUUAAAAUAAUAAUUUUGCACAAAUAUUGUAAUAAUUUAAGGACGUAGUGUGUAGUGUCAUAGAGGGAAAUGUUGAAGUUGUUUAUAUUGGAGGCAGGUUUAGUGUAAUUAAUUAAAUAUUCUCUGCUUGCAAUAGAUAGAAAUCUGUGAAAUUAAAAGCCAUGCAAGGGUUAAGCAGUUCUUCCUGACUUAAUCAGAUUUUCUUCCUGCUGACAAGGUUUCAACAUCACUCUUCAGCCAAGUGCAUCUGAUAUAAUUGUAAAAGCACCUUUUCAGGUAGAUUGUAUGAUAACAUGGAUUCCAGUAUGUUGACUUUUUGUGAAAUUGAUAUGUAAACAUACAGUAUUGUGUGUUUGUGUGUGUGCAGGUAUCUCUAAUAUUCUUAAGUGCCUCUUUUGUAUGUUUUAUUUAUACCUGUAUGCUGAGCGUAGUGUCUACACCGACUUCUUGUACAUUGUGAUUUUUGUACAGCAUUUUGAUAUUUGAGUUGCUGUUUGCUUUGUAAUCAUAUAUUCUAUGGGUAAUAAUGUACAGCUGGAAUAAACCUAUUAGGAAGAAUCACUAUAGAGGACAAGUUAUUCCAAAUAUUUGUAUCUGGCUUCUGCAAUAAAACGUGUUUGUUCUACUGAA